AAUGGAGGUUGGUCAUUACAUUAAAAAGCACAACACAUUUUGCAAUCUUAUGAAGUCUUUACCUUUUCGUGAAUAUGAACAUUAUAUUUUGAAGAAAAAACACAAGGUAUCAAAAUCCAGCCAAUUAGAUUUUUUUCCUGCUAUUGCGUGUUAUGCCUACCAGUGGGGCAUCACGCAGGCUACUGGUGCACCUUGCUGGUGCUGGUGUUGGUGCUGAUAACACUGCUAGUCAAGAGAGCAAGUUCGGGCCACACAGUCGGGGGGAGCAGGAGGUGCUGCAGGCUGCAGACGCAGGGAAUGGAGCGGUAGCGUCUGCCACGGCAGUGUGGCGCGGGACACCGACCAGGAAGGAAGCAACCAUUACAACAAACCGAUGCGAUAGACAAGUAUGGGAAAGUUCGACGCCGAGGAAUACCUGAGGCAGCUGCAGGAGGCAGGAACGGAGAAGAAAAGAGGAGGAGCACCCCAGACUACCAUUAGACACCGCUUCACCUUAUACUCAAGCGACCCAGUGAAGGACGAUCUUAUCUGGCGGGGUGUGGUGCGGGGCGAGACAGCAGCUGAUCGCAGGAGGGCUUCGGAUUACGGCACUCUCCACCGCUUCUACCAAGAGUCAUCGUGGCUUGCCAGCAGUGAGUCCAGUGCCUCCCUGACCUCUGGCAAUGGACACCAACAAGACGGUGACGCUGAUUCCUUUCUAAAGAAACUACAGCUUACUUAUGGUCAUGUCGCGCAAGGUCCGCCGCCACCCACUACUUCCAACGCGUGUAUCGGAUGGCGCUCUUCAUUCCCAGAGCUAAGACUGGAGCGGUACGGCAGCAGAGCCACAGCACAUAAAGCAUCCCAAGGCACAGCGCUCUCUCUCGCUCAGAAACACGAACAGCUCCAAGAAGACAAGCACACCACGGCACAUACCCCUCGCCCCGCAACGAUUCACACUUGUCCAAAACAUUCACAACACACGGUAAAAUAAAAGCAGAACAUUUUACGAGGGAAAAUAAUGAUAGAAGACUAUGCCAUAAGAUGAAAUGCAAUAAAGCUUUCAGUGA
Messenger RNA from Portunus trituberculatus (swimming crab), 1049 nucleotides. RefSeq lists its product as uncharacterized. The transcript is spliced from 5 exons. The record is from RefSeq and is a predicted model, not a curated record. Lineage: Eukaryota; Metazoa; Arthropoda; Malacostraca; Decapoda; Portunidae. Bases 389 to 973 code for a protein of 194 amino acids.